This is a messenger RNA of Felis catus (domestic cat), 2388 nucleotides long. It is a transcript of the gene ECHDC3, whose product is annotated as enoyl-CoA hydratase domain containing 3. Gene Ontology annotation, molecular function: hydro-lyase activity. Bases 159 to 1187 code for a protein of 342 amino acids. The transcript has 7 exons. Lineage: Eukaryota; Metazoa; Chordata; Mammalia; Carnivora; Felidae. Gene Ontology annotation, cellular component: mitochondrion. The record is from RefSeq and is a predicted model, not a curated record.
GGGUGGGGCGGGCCUGCGAGAGGAGGCAGAUCUGGGCCCAGGCCUGAGGGUCCGAUCCAGUUUUGCCCGCGGCUGGGGGCGGUCGAGGCGCCGCGGUCCGGCGGCUCGCACAGCGGCUCUCAGGGCGUCCGGCCCUCCGGGGUGUAUUUCUGGCUGCCAUGGCCGCCCUCGGCUUGCGGGCCUUCGGGACAAAGGGGCUCGGCUGGCUCCGGCGCAACCCGUGGGCCCCGCUCUCCGCCGGCUUCUGCAGCAGGGGGCCCGGGCCGCGACCCACCAGCGCGCGGCAGCGGGAAGGCAUCAGGAACAUUGUCUUGAGUGAUCCAAAGAAGAGGAACGCGCUGUCAUUAGCGAUGCUGAAAUCUCUCCAAAGUGACCUUCUUCACGAAGCGGAGAGCAAAGACCUCAAAGUCAUUAUCAUCUCAGCGGAGGGGCCUGUAUUUUCUUCUGGGCAUGACUUAAAGGAGCUGACGGAUGAGCAGAGCCCGGAUUAUCAUGCCGAAGUAUUUCAGACCUGUUCUGAGGUCAUGAUGCUGAUCCAGAACCACCCGGUGCCUGUCAUCGCCAUGGUGAACGGCUUGGCCACCGCCGCCGGCUGUCAGCUGGUUGCCAGCUGUGACAUUGCCGUGGCGAGCGACAAGUCCUCUUUUGCCACUCCAGGUGUGAACAUUGGGCUCUUCUGCUCCACCCCUGCGGUUGCCUUGGGGAGAACAGUGCCGAGAAAGGUCGCCUUAGAAAUGCUUUUUACUGGGGAGCCCAUUUCCGCUCAGGAGGCCUUGCUGCACGGGCUGCUCAGCAAAGUAGUGCCAGAAGAGCAGCUGGAGGAAGAGACCAUGCGAAUCGCAAAGAAGAUUGCCUCCUUGAGCCGUCCUGUGGUGUCUUUGGGCAAGGCCACCUUCUACAAGCAGCUGCCCCAGGACCUUAGAACAGCCUACUACCUCACCUCCCAGACCAUGGUGGACAACGUGGCCCUGAGGGAUGGGCAGGAGGGAAUCAAGGCCUUCAUCCAGAAGAGAAAACCCAUCUGGUCACAGGACCUGGUGAUGUUCUUUCUGACCGCUAUUUUACUCAAUAUCAUGCCUGGUUACUGUGAGAAGAGGUUCCACUUAGAAACCAUCCAUCUUUGCAGCAGGAAAGAGCUCAGUGAUAACGCAGCGUCAUUAGGGUUCUCUGAGAACCAGAACGAGUAGGACAGUUGGACAGACAGAGAUCUUUAGAAAGAGAUGAAUCAUGAGGAACUGGCUCAUGCCCUUGUGGCAUCUGAGGGGGUCCCACCGUCUGCAGUGGGCAAACUGAGGAGCCGGCAGGCCUAGAGCUGGUGAUGAAGUUCACGGCCGGAGAGCCACGUCCGAAGGCCUGAAGCAGGAGCUUCUCAGGGCAGGAGAAGACGGACUGUCCGGGUUCCUGCAGUCACGCAGGACGUGAGAGAACCUUCCCUGCCUCCUGCUUUUUGUUCCGCUCACGCCCUCAACUGAUUGGAUGAGUUCCGCCCAUCUGGGGAGGGCAGUUCACUUUACUCAGUCUACCAGUUCAAAUGCUGAGGUCUUCCCGGAACCCUCACAGCCGCCCUCCAGAAUUAAUGUUUAACCAGCUACUUGGGCAUCCUGUGGUCCAGUCGGGUGGACACAUAAAAUUAACCCUCACGGUAUCUGUGUUUGUAUAUGUACAGCCCAGCCCUGGAAAGGUACACUCAAAACGGAUAAUGGUGUUUGCCUCUGGGGAGAACACCCGCGGGGAGGGGGACUGGGGUCAGGGUGAGAGAGAGACUCACUUUUGCACUGCGUACCCUUUUGUACUGUUCACAUGUGUUGCCGUUUUUAAACACGUGUACAUAGUACCACAUUCAAAAAAUUAGAAUAGUCACAGGCACCCAGGAUAUGCUCUGUGGGAGGCAGACUGUGAGGGGAAUGUCGUGUGCACAAGGUAUUCAGGAAGAGCCUUGAGAUGAACAGCUGUGGGAGACAAGCAGGAACAGGCAGAGGCAGAAGUCCAGGGGCAGCUGACCUGGUAAGCUCCGCAGCCAGCACAGCCACCAGCGUUCUUCCCCCUGGGCCAGAAUGGCAGGAACCAUCACACCUGUCUCUGCUGGUCCCUGGGUGCAGGCUGUGGUGGGAAGGGCAUGAACCUGGUCCAGGUGACUACUCAUAGCCAAGGUACCCUCUGCAGGGUGGCGGCCAAAGGCAGAAGUUGGGACAGCACAUCCUUCCCCAGAAACGGAAUCUAGGUGACAUGUCUGCAUGUCCCCCACAGGAACAAUAUAUACUCAUUAUAACAUGGAAACAGUUAUGAUGUAGUCAGAGGGGGAAGAAGGACACACAUUUGGAUCUAUAGCAUGUAACAAUUAGGCAAAGCAAACAAUAAAAAUAAUUCUGGGGGCACCUGGGUGGCUCA